This is a messenger RNA of Paracoccidioides lutzii Pb01, 1161 nucleotides long. RefSeq lists its product as hypothetical. The coding region runs from base 1 to 1161 and encodes 386 amino acids. The record is from RefSeq and is a predicted model, not a curated record. The transcript has a single exon.
AUGGUUUCGAACCUGCAGGUCAAAUCCCCUGCAGGUGGAGCAAAGAAAAUGCACAUUAACGAACGGCUGGAGCGCCUUCAGAGGGAAGAGAAGAGAAAAAUAGGUCUACAACGUCGUGGUAUCAACAUCUAUGCCACCAAAGAGCCUUCAGCACUAGACAUUGCACGUGAAGGAGAAGGGAAUGAUCCGAAAUCGCCAGUUACCAAAGGAACACCUUCCGCUUUCACCAACCCAAAUAUAACGGCAUCGUCGCCCACUAAGCAAAAUGAGAGGUUGGAAAACAGUUCUCCCAUCGAUACGGAGUUAAACAAGCCCAGUUCUGGUAUCCUUGAAUACCGUAGUACUUAUUCCGUACGCAGCUCCGGUUCCUCCAAACAAAAGGAAAAGAAACAACUGGUACCAGUGGACAACACAGUUUCUUCACCCCUGGUGAAUUCGCAAUAUCGCCCUUGGGAUAGUCAAUCAGGCUCUGAAUUUACUCACAGAUUCACAAAAUGGCUGGGUGCCGUGAGGAUGUUGGAUCGCGUCUGCGUGGAUACGACCAGCCCACUGUUCAACGAUGCAAAUUUCCACUCCGAUGGUGGGCAUGAGAUGAUUGUCUCAGAAGCCAUAGCACCAGCCACACUUCUUAACCUGGCCGAUCCAGAGAAUGCUGAGCAUGCCCAUGAGACAGCUCGUGGUUAUAUUCACAAUUGGAAUGCUAGAAUCGAUCGGGAGCAGGAAGAAAUUAGUUCGAAAAGAGAGAAGAUGGCCUUGCAUAUGAAACUCGCUUUCCAGAACCCUCAGCCCCUGGCGGUAGAGGCUAACCCACACACGCCAAAGGCAAAACUGUACAUCCGACCCGUUGAAAAGAAAGACCUUCCCGGAUUAUUAUACAUCUUCAAUUGGUAUGUUCAGAACACAGUCUCCUGCGUCGAUCUGCACAAACUAUCUGUCCGCGCCAUGAAGGAGCGUGUCGACGAAUGCGAACGCGAGAAGUUUCCAACACUCGUUGCCGUCGAGCAGAAACCCUGCCUGGGUCACGCCCUCAGCGAAGAAAAGGAGAAUAUCUACGGUUACAUCCUCUCAAGCGAUUUCACAGGCCCUGCCACAACUAACCGCUACACUGCGGAAUUGGAAUUGUUCGUUGAUCCCAAAUACUACCGUCUUGGCGUUUGGUAA